Molecule: messenger RNA, 2023 nt
Organism: Hyla sarda
Lineage: Eukaryota; Metazoa; Chordata; Amphibia; Anura; Hylidae
Gene: TUBA3E
Product: tubulin alpha 3e
Exons: 5
Coding region: 152-1504 (450 amino acids)
Biological process (GO): microtubule cytoskeleton organization; mitotic cell cycle
Cellular component (GO): microtubule; cytoplasm
Molecular function (GO): GTP binding; structural constituent of cytoskeleton
Source: RefSeq, a predicted model, not a curated record
ACAUGCUCGAGCGCCCCGCGGGUGUUUUAUAUGCGGCCGGCGGGAGGAGGGUCAGUUCAGUCGGUGAAGAUCUGCGUAGUGUGAGGAGAGACGUGAAGCCGCCCUGCACAAGCCUUCCUCAAUCAAGAGACGCGCCCCUGCGGAAAUAACUAUGCGUGAGUGCCUUUCAGUCCACGUUGGCCAGGCUGGGGUUCAGAUUGGCAAUGCAUGCUGGGAGCUGUACUGCCUGGAACAUGGCAUUCAGCCUGAUGGACAGAUGCCCAGCGAUAAAACCAUUGGCGGCGGCGAUGACUCGUUCAGCACCUUCUUCAGUGAGACGGGAGCUGGAAAACACGUCCCCAGAGCUGUUUUUGUGGAUUUGGAGCCCACAGUGGUUGAUGAAGUGCGCACUGGCACAUACCGGCAGCUAUUCCACCCCGAACAGCUUAUUACAGGAAAGGAAGAUGCUGCCAACAAUUAUGCCCGAGGGCACUACACCAUUGGGAAGGAGAUCGUUGACUUAGUCCUAGAUCGUAUACGUAAACUGGCUGAUCAAUGCACCGGUCUACAAGGUUUCCUUAUUUUCCACAGUUUUGGAGGAGGCACAGGCUCAGGAUUUGCAUCUCUUCUGAUGGAAAGACUCUCUGUAGAUUAUGGCAAGAAGUCUAAGCUUGAGUUUGCUAUCUAUCCAGCACCACAAGUCUCCACAGCAGUGGUGGAGCCAUAUAACUCCAUAUUAACCACUCACACAACUCUGGAGCAUUCAGAUUGUGCUUUUAUGGUGGACAAUGAGGCCAUUUAUGAUAUCUGUCGACGCAACUUGGACAUUGAACGUCCAACAUAUACAAACCUAAACCGUCUCAUUGGACAAAUUGUGUCGUCUAUCACUGCUUCUUUGAGAUUUGAUGGGGCCUUGAAUGUUGAUCUAACAGAAUUUCAGACAAACCUGGUUCCAUAUCCACGCAUUCAUUUCCCUCUGGUCACAUAUGCUCCUGUAAUCUCUGCAGAGAAGGCCUACCAUGAGCAGCUGUCUGUGGCUGAAAUAACUAAUGCCUGCUUUGAGCCAGCAAACCAGAUGGUGAAGUGUGACCCUCGCCAUGGCAAAUACAUGGCAUGUUGUAUGUUAUAUAGGGGAGAUGUUGUACCAAAGGAUGUCAAUGCUGCCAUUGCAACCAUUAAGACAAAACGCACUAUUCAGUUUGUAGACUGGUGCCCAACAGGAUUCAAGGUUGGAAUCAACUACCAGCCCCCAACAGUGGUGCCUGGAGGGGAUCUGGCAAAAGUGCAGCGUGCUGUUUGCAUGCUGAGCAACACUACAGCCAUUGCAGAGGCUUGGGCCCGGCUUGACCACAAGUUUGAUCUGAUGUAUGCUAAGCGUGCCUUCGUGCACUGGUAUGUUGGAGAGGGAAUGGAGGAAGGAGAAUUCUCUGAGGCUCGAGAAGAUCUGGCAGCGCUGGAGAAGGAUUAUGAAGAAGUGGGAAUAGAUUCAAUAGAGGGAGAGGCUGAGGAAGGAGAUGAAUACUGAGAGAAUACAAUGUACCAGACAGAUGUUGUAUAACUAGUUUUGUUGUGGUUAAGUUAUAUGUGUAAUUCACUUUAUGUAAAAAUAGCAUCUUUACUUAGGUAACAUUUAGAAGUUUGCAGCCUUAAAAGUAGAUGUUAUGUAGACUGAAUUGAUGGCACUUGACUCUACACAGUUCUAGACAAAACAACUUUAUUUACACUCAACAUACAAAUGUAAAGACAUACUACUCAUUGGUGAGAUACUUCCGUUUCUUGGCUGUAUUAGUAUAUGGAUGCCAGCGCCACUCCACCUCAGCUGUGUUCUCAUUCUCCAAGGUGCCAAGUUUAAUCAUAUACACUGCAAAGAUUAACAACCAGUUAUAAGUUAGGGGCAAUGACGUCUGAUAUUCUUAUAUCAGUGACUGCAUAUUUUCCAUAAAUACAUAAAGGAUAACAAGUGUAUGGGUGCAGAGCUGCAGAUCACAUUGCAAACAUUUGGCUUUGAAAUCUCCAAGCUUUGUUGUUGGAAAAAUGACUGGGA